CUUUCUUUCUUUCUUUUAUGUCUUCCAUUUCCUCCUCUUCCUCACCUCACUACCACCAACUGAACUCAACUUCUCUACAUUUGGGUUUCACUCUCUUCCUUCUCUCUGCUCUGCUCUGCUCUUUCUUCUAACAAAGAGCAUUGAAGCAACAGAGAAAGCUUGAAAUUAACAAACUCUGUAUUUUUCUGUGUGUUUCUGGGAAGCUGAGGCAGUGAAGAAAAUGCCCCACGCUACUGGCAAAUCAAUGCAAGAAAUGGGCUUUGAUUCUCUCACGAGCCGCUUCCGUGACUCACUGAGUUACAACAGCGACACCAACAAUAAGAACAAGCCCGAUUUCAAAGAACUCGAUCUGGGUUCACCCGUUUCGCCAUUGACGACCCGGAGCUCUGUCAAUGGUGGCAAUGGCGGUGGUGUAGCCGCAACCACUUCAAGCUGUAGUUCAGGUACUUCUUCUGGCUCAGUUUCGAGCAAAACCAGCAAUGCCCAGUUGGGCAAAAGAUCGGAUUCCAAAUCCAACAACCACUCCGGCGAACUCUCGGUCUCGUCCGAAACAAGCCCGAGAGCCUCCGAGACGGUCCGAUCCGGUACGACGCCGCGUAAUUGGAAGCCGGCUCACCGGAGAUCGGUUUCUGCUGGACCACCAUUGAUCUACUCCGGUGGAAGCGUCAAUACCAGUAUCAGCACUAAUGCGAGUACUAAUACAGCAACUUCUUCAUCAUCUUCUACUUCAAUUGCCUCAACGACCACUGUGUUUCCAAGUGGCAAUAUAUGCCCAUCUGGGAAAAUCGUAAAAUCUGGAUUGGCCUGCAGAGCAAGCAACAAGACUGAUGUUUUGGGGUCUGGGUGCGGGAACUAUGGUCAUGGCAGCAUAGUGAGAGGUGGAGGUGUAAAAUUAGAUUCAAAUGUUAAUACAAGUGGUGGGAGUAAUGCUAAUGUACAGUUGGGUGGAGAGUCUGUGAUGGGGAAGAGGGCAAUGGGGAACUCUGAUCCAGAGGAGGUGAAGAAGGCUGGCAAUGAGCUUUACAGAAGAGGCCAUUUUGGUGAGGCAUUGGCAUUGUAUGAUCGUGCUAUAUCCUUGUCUCCGGAAAACGCUGCCUACCGGAGUAACCGGGCAGCGGCACUGACGGCGCUGGGGAGGCUGCCGGAGGCCGUGAGGGAGUGUGAGGAGGCUGUCAGGUUGGACCCUGGUUAUGGAAGGGCGCAUCAACGGUUGGGUUCUCUGUAUCUUCGUUUUGGGCAAGUUGAAAAAUCCUACCGUCACCUCUGUAUUCCUGGCCAACAGCCGGAUCAGUCUGAGUUACAGAAGCUGAAGUCACUCGAGAAACAUCUGAAACAAUGUGAGGAUGCCCGUAAGCUUGGCGAUUGGAAAAGCGUGCUUAGGGAAUCUGAGGCUGCCAUAGCAACUGGAGCAGAGUCCUCUCCUGAGCUAGUGGCUUGUAAAGCAGAAGCUCUAUUGAAGCUACAUCAACUCGAAGAUGCUGAAUCCAGCUUAACAAACAUACCAAAGUUUGAAAAUUACCCUUCUUCUUGCUUCCCAACCAAAUUCUUUGGCAUCCUUAUUGAAGCUUAUGUACUGUAUGUGAGAGCCCAGGUUGAGAUGGCAUUGGGAAGGUUUGAGAAUGCAGUAGUAGCAGCAGAGAAGGCUGGACUGAUUGACUGCAGUAAUGUUGAAGUUAUGAGGGUAUCAAAUAAAGUGAAGAAGGUUGCAAAUGCUCGUUCCCAGGGCAACGAUCUUUUUAGCUCGGGAAGAUUUGCUGAAGCCUGCUCUGCUUAUGGAGAGGGCCUCAAAUAUGAUAGCUCCAACUCUGUUCUCUAUUGCAAUAGAGCAGUUUGCCGGUCUAAGCUCGGACAAUGGGAAGAGUCUGUUGAAGACUGCAAUCAAGCCCUCAAGAUUCAACCUAAUUACACCAAAGCCCUUCUUCGAAGGGCUGUCUCUAAUGCAAAGCUUGAUCGAUGGGCAGAGGCAGUAAGAGAUUAUGAGGUCUUGAGGAGGGAACUUCCUGGAGACAAUGAGGUUGCUGAAUCUCUUCACAGGGCACAAGUUGCGUUGAAGAAGUCUCAUGGGGAGGAACUUCAUAAUGUGAAGUUUGGUAGUGAAGUGGAAGAAGUUUCUAGUUUGGAUAAGUUUAAAGCUGCAAUAUCAUCACCUGGUGUUUCUGUUGUUCAUUUCAAAGUUGAAUCCAAUGAGAAAUGUGAAGAAAUAUCCCCAUUCAUAAAUAUGCUUUGUGUUCGAUAUCCAUAUGUUAAUUUUUUUAAGGUGGAUGUGGAGGAGAGCUUAUCCAUAGCGAAAGCUGAGAGCAUAAGAACCAUUCCAACAUUUAAAAUUUACAAGAACGGAGAAAAGGUUAAGGAGAUGGUCCUUCCAAGCCAUCAGUUCUUAGAGGACUGGGUGAGAACCUGCAGCCUCUAGCAGACAUGCCCAUUUCUGGUCUGUCCUCAUAUUUUAUGGUAAUUCUCCUAGUAUUUACCAUUAAUCAUUUCAUACUAGGAUUACCAUUUUUACCUGUGACAUAAUCAGCAACUUAAUUGUUUCAGAAUUUAAAGGCAGAGAAAUCCUGCAGAGAGAAAUAGCUCGUUAGUCCACAUUUGGAAUUAUAUACAUAUAUAUUUUUUUAUUAAUUUUCUCUCUAGAUUAUUCCAUGCCUUUGGAUUCCAUUGGUUGUCCUUUUAAAGUUUUUUGCUUCAUAAUGCCAGCCUCAUAUUGUGUCCAUGUUCCUGAUUUUGAGUAAAGGAGCUGAGAAAAGUGUAUAGUUAAUUAUUAUGUCUCUUUGGUUGAGUAUUGUGGAGAGAGAAAGAGAGGAGCAGGGGGAGAUGUUGGCUGGUAGGUGGCAUUGUGUAAGAUCAUGUUACAUACACAUUUUUUCAGAUAUAAACAUUUACCUGCUUUUUCUUCUCACAGUGGUUUUUAUUUUCCAAUUUUGGAUGGAUGGUUCAAUGUAUCAGUAUCAGUUUUGAG
This is a messenger RNA of Prunus mume (Japanese apricot), 2956 nucleotides long. Its product is annotated as inactive TPR repeat-containing thioredoxin TTL3. Gene Ontology annotation, cellular component: cytoplasm. The record is from RefSeq and is a predicted model, not a curated record. Gene Ontology annotation, molecular function: protein binding. NCBI's taxonomy places the organism in Eukaryota, Viridiplantae, Streptophyta, Magnoliopsida, Rosales, Rosaceae.